This is a messenger RNA of Microthlaspi erraticum, 636 nucleotides long. Lineage: Eukaryota; Viridiplantae; Streptophyta; Magnoliopsida; Brassicales; Brassicaceae. The record is from the annotation of a GenBank genome assembly.
AUGGCAACACUGGGAGAUAUUGGAGUAGCGGCGGCAAUCAACAUACUCACAGCCAUCAUCUUCCUUUUGGCAUUUGCAAUCUUGAGGAUCCAACCAUUCAACGAUAGGGUUUAUUUCCCUAAUUGGUAUCUGAAAGGUAUUCGAAGCAGUCCUCUGCAUUCAGGUGCUCUUGUGAGCAAGUUUGUGAAUCUAGACUUAGGCUCGUAUCUACGGUUCUUGAACUGGAGGCCCGCGGCUCUGAGGAUGCCUGAGCCAGAGCUUAUUCAUCAUGCCGGGUUAGAUUCUGCGGUGUACUUGAGGAUUCACUUGACAGGGCUUAAGAUCUUUGUACCGAUAGCAUUACUUGCGUGGUCGAUUCUUGUACCUGUAAAUUGGACAAGCGAUGGGCUGCAACUAGCAAAGCUACGUAAUGUAACAUCUAGUGAUAUUGAUAAGUUAUCUAUCUCAAAUAUGGAAGGAGGAUCAGACAGGUUUUGGACUCACCUAGUGAUGGCUUACGUUUUCACAUUCUGGACUUGUUAUGUUCUAAUGAAAGAGUAUGAGAAAGUAGCUUCUAUGCGUUUGUCAUUUCUCCAAACCGAGCAGAAUGUAAGUAAGUUCACUGCUGUUGCUGCUAGAAGACUCUUGUCGACUUGA